Euleptes europaea (tarantolino) is the source of this 1353-nucleotide messenger RNA. RefSeq names its product zinc finger protein 397-like. Gene Ontology annotation, biological process: regulation of transcription by RNA polymerase II. Lineage: Eukaryota; Metazoa; Chordata; Lepidosauria; Squamata; Sphaerodactylidae. The record is from RefSeq and is a predicted model, not a curated record. The transcript is spliced from 9 exons. Gene Ontology annotation, molecular function: RNA polymerase II cis-regulatory region sequence-specific DNA binding; DNA-binding transcription factor activity, RNA polymerase II-specific. The coding region runs from base 1 to 1353 and encodes 450 amino acids.
AUGGAAGAGCAGGACCCGGAAGUACCUGGACCUGGCAAGAGAGCAAGAAAAGGCCCCCAUCCCAUCCAAACUGGGAGUGAUGUUGAUUUCUGGGAGAGAACAGUGCCAGAGAUCAGAGAUCAGGAGCCCCUGAAUUCAGAAGUACUUCAUCAACGCUUCCGACAGUUCAGCUACUAUGAGGCUGAUGGGCCCCGGGAGGUUUGUAGCCAGCUCCAUGGGCUUUGCAACCUCUGGCUGAAGCCGGAAAGACACACCAAGAAGCAGAUCCUGGACCUGGUGAUCCUGGAGCAGUUCCUGUCCAUCCUGCCCCAGGAAAUGCAGCAUUGGAUCAGAGGAUGCGGGCCAGAGACCAGUUCCCAAGCGGUGGCCCUGGCCGAAGGUUUCCUCCUGAGUCAGGCAGAGGAGAAGAGGCAGGCAGAACAGAGGUGGGGUCCAUCCAUGAAGACGGAAGCGAAGUUCUCUGAAACCAAAAGAGCUCCGUCGGAGGAAGGGCAGUGGGCCUGGGCCCAGGAGCAUGCCCAAGAUGACCUCUCACACGGAGACUUUAAGAAGAUAACAUACAUUCCAACUGGAGGUGUUGGCAGUGAAAAGUCAGUGUUGAUCCAUUCUCUUUGCGGUGGUAUGGAAAUAGCUGCUGCACCUCCUAUCCAGCUCCUUCCAGGGCUGAGCUCAGCUGUGGCUCUCAAGAAGCUUCUUCAGUGGCUGAAGCCAGAAAGGCACGGGAAGAAGGGGAUGCCGGACCUGGUGGUCCUGGAAGAAGUCCUGGCCAUCUGGCCCCUGGAGGCGCAGAUCUGGGUCAUGGAAUGCGGGCCAGAGACCAGUUAUCAGGCGGUGGCCCUGCCAGAAGGCUUCCUCCUGAGCCAGGAAGAGGAAGAGAAUCAGGACCAGCAGAUGCUGAAGGCCCAAAUGAUUCCCACUGAGAAGGACCCCAGCUCUGACCAGGAUGACCCAGGCGAGCCCAAUCUAGCCCUGCUUACUUCACAUCAACGAGUCCACACAGGAGAGAAACCAUAUAAAUGCUUGGAGUGUGGAAAGGCCUUUUCUUGGAGAACAGAGAUCCAUCGACGUAUCCACACUGGGGAGAAACCAUAUAAAUGCUUAGAGUGUGGAAAGUGCUUUUCUUCGAGUUCACCCCUUAUUAAACAUCAACGUAUCCAUACUGGGGAAAAACCAUACAAAUGCUUGCAUUGUGGAAAAAGCUUUGCUUCGAGUUCACCCCUUACUAGCCAUCAACGUAUUCAUACAGGGGAGAAACCAUAUAAAUGCUUAGAUUGUGGAAAGACCUUUGCUCGGGGUGACAAGCUAAAAGUCCACCAACGAAUCCACAUGAAGGGGCAUGGGGAAGCCACAUAA